Messenger RNA from Megalobrama amblycephala (Wuchang bream), 1020 nucleotides. RefSeq lists its product as uncharacterized. The coding region runs from base 283 to 1020 and encodes 245 amino acids. NCBI's taxonomy places the organism in Eukaryota, Metazoa, Chordata, Actinopteri, Cypriniformes, Xenocyprididae. The transcript is spliced from 7 exons. The record is from RefSeq and is a predicted model, not a curated record.
CUCCUGUGUCGACCGGUGGGUGUGGCUGGGAGAAUCUGAACAUCGCGAGAGUCUGUACCUAACGUUGUCUGUUUGGACUAAUUGAGAAAAUGAUUAGCACCUGUUUUGUCCUUUAUAAAAAGGAAGCGUGCGAGAAUGCGGGGAGGCUUGUAUCAUUGGAGUGUUAUUACUGAAAGGAAGAAAGAUGGGUUUGCAGUUUAAAUCUGAAGCAACAAAAAUGAGCUCCAACCCGUGAAGAAGAAGCUGAAGAGGAAAAUAUAUCAAGGCACAUCCAAGUGGAUCAUGUCUAUCAUCAACAUGACGUGUGGAGAGAUUAAUUCCUCAGUGGGAUUUGUGCUCGUGAUUCUGUCUGUGAUUCUGAAUCAAACACUCAUUGAUUCUGAUUGUGAGCAGAGCUGGUAUACUGAGCAAAAGGACUCCGUGGCGGAUCGUCCGCGGAGGUAUCGCGGCUUCCGGAACGUAUCCCGUAUCGGCGUCCAUUUGAGCGCAGUGAUGGAUUCGCAACGAAGGUGGAUUGCGGACACACCGUGGCUCUGCUCUGCAUCUGCGAUUAAAACCAUACCUCCGCGGCGGUUGACAAUGGAGACCAUGUUCAGAGAAAAAUAUCAUGAUUCUGUUUGCAACAAUAAUGAACCGGAGGAUCUGGAUCAGACCAUUUAUAAACAUGUACACCAAGAUCAUCAGCAGCUGCCGAUUGAAUUUGGAGGAAACUUUCAUGGUCUUAAUUACAAGAGAGAAGCAAACGUUGAGAUUCAAGUACUACUGCAGAAGACUGAAGGACUGACGAUGGAGAAUGAAGGGAAAUUGAUCAAAAGGAGUAGCAGCAUGGACAUGCUUAUCAAUUUUUCAGAUGAAGGUCCGGAUGAGAUUGAUGAGAUUUCUGAGAUGAAAAACCAGAUCGGACUGGGAAAUACUCACAACACAUGCAGUGAAGCGCGCAGCAUUUACUUUGAACAGAACCGCUCUGAGAUUAAACCAUGGCCGGUCAUCUUUGUAAUUAAGUUAAAAAUAGUCAUUUGA